GCCCGCCCUGCGGCGGCGGCGGAGUGGGGCCGGGCGCCGGCAAACUUAGGCGCGGGGGCGGCCCAUGGGGGACAGGUGUCAAGCGCCCGGUUGCCCUGCAGGUCUCCGACGAAAGCCAUCCACGGAGGAGGGAAAGUUGCGGGCGGGACGCGGCGGGCGCCGCCGCCCCCGGCCCCAGGGGGAGCGUGCGGGGGCAGAGGGAGCAGCGGGCAGCCCGGCCGCGGCAGUCUGGGACCGCGCCGGCCGGCGUGUUCCGCCCAGCCGAGGUGUUCCCUCCCCUCCCAGCCGCUCGCCCCCUCCUCCCUCCUCCUCCGUCGCCGCCGACGCCUCCUGCGGCCCCCCCGCCUCCCGUCGCCGCCGCGUCGCGGGGGAGCCCCGCAGCCCGGGAUUUUAUCAGAGGCUCGCUGUGGGGCUCCAGAAUGCUUCAGUUCUCCACCGUCUUGACCCUUCUCCUGCUUUUUUCUCUCUGGUAUCUAGCCAAGCAGGAGGUGAUCCCUUUUGUGCCAUCUUGCCACUGGCAUAACUACAACAUGAAUGGCUCUGUUUUUGCAGCAAUCUCACAAGCUGGAAGAAAGCAACUCGCUAACAGAAGUUUCAUGCCACCAUUGAGUGUCUUGUUUGGAACUAUAAUACUAACAGAGAAGGAUGCUUGAUUUCUUGUUUCUGACACUUCACCAGCUCCAGGAGGGAUUUUUUCUUUGGUGGUGAAGGUGCUAGACUUUUACAAAUCCCCUCUUCUUCAUUUUUCUACCAUCUUCUGAAUGCCUAGCUUGCAAGUGGCAUGCCAGGACAGCAUACUUCCAGUCUAAAGGAUUAAAAAAGGAAGACUGUUUUUCUGUUCAGCCUGAAUUUUGAGCAUAACCUAGAGGAAUAUGUGUGAGACUGUAAAUGCUUCCCCCUGACCACUUGGCUGUACCUCCUGGUGCCUGAGUGCAUAUCCUGAAUAUGGUGGCUGUUGGGGGACAGGUGGGCUGCAGGAUGAGGUGCUACCCUCAAAACCCUUGCUCAUAAAAGUGUAGUCUGCAAAAUGCUUUCGUAGCUUAAAAAUGCAGCUUGCUCGUGAUUAAAAUUUUGUAGCCAGACACAGCAUGUAAAAAUUCUAGGCUUAUUUUCAUUAAUACAUUCUAUGAAAACAAAA
This is a messenger RNA of Corvus hawaiiensis (hawaiian crow), 1138 nucleotides long. Its product is annotated as OTU domain-containing protein 7A-like. Lineage: Eukaryota; Metazoa; Chordata; Aves; Passeriformes; Corvidae. The record is from RefSeq and is a predicted model, not a curated record. The transcript has 3 exons. Bases 65 to 523 code for a protein of 152 amino acids.